This is a messenger RNA of Delphinapterus leucas (beluga whale), 1615 nucleotides long. RefSeq names its product dynein light chain Tctex-type family member 5 (gene DYNLT5). Gene Ontology annotation, molecular function: dynein intermediate chain binding. The record is from RefSeq and is a predicted model, not a curated record. Gene Ontology annotation, cellular component: cytoplasmic dynein complex; cytoplasm. Gene Ontology annotation, biological process: microtubule-based movement. NCBI's taxonomy places the organism in Eukaryota, Metazoa, Chordata, Mammalia, Artiodactyla, Monodontidae.
AACCACUGUGCCACCAGGGAAGUCCCAACAGUGCUUUCUUGAGAGAGUUAUUGGGAGGACUAGAUAAAACUAAAACUGUUUGCCAGUACCUGGUAAAUGUGAGCUCUAUUAUCAACCAUCUGUGCCUUGGGGUGGUGGAAGGCAGCAUCAGGGGUCGGGGGAAGGGAAGGGGGUGCUUUCCUUUCUCUCUGUACCUCGCACUUCCCGUCCUAGGAACCGCCAUCAUUUCCCACUCCUGCCCCUGACAUCUGCAAAAGGAAACUGAUGAGGGCUCUCAGGGCUGCCCCUUGAGUUCCCAGAUGUCCCCCUCGCUACAGAAUGACUCGGCUUCUCUCCAGCUCACGACCACCCCAAGGCACAGCCAGGCUCAGGGCAGCCCCCUCUGGGCAGUGACGAGGAGAUCCUCUACAUCCUUAGGCGGCUCAGAGGACUACCCAACUACUAUGUCUGCCUGGGGCGGGCCAAGGACUCUGUUUGAGAAGGUCACCUUGGAGACGGGCCGCGGAGUCCAGGGGGAGUGCGCGGGCAUUCGCGGGCAGAGGGAAGCCUGGGAGACGGGAGCCUCGCCCCGCGCUGGUCCCGGCAGCGGAAGAGCCCGUGGUCCGGGAGGCCCCCCGCCGAGUCGCGUCUGCGUCUCCAGCACUGCCUUAGAAAUAAGAAAAAAGUGGCCCCAGUUUUUGGAACUGGAAGCAGGUCCUGGCCUUUUGUUUCCUGCCCGCCUGUGUGUCUCGGCUUUACAGUGUUGCCCAGUGCAGAGCUGGCCAGCCGGUCCGAUCGUGGAGCAGCAUGAGUUCUGAGCAGUCUGCCUGAGGUCUGGCGACACCGGCGGCCUCAGCCCCUCUGGACCUCCAGGUCCCAAUUCUGGCCUGCGGGGCAGCUUUGGAAACAGGUUAUGAUGAUGUCAGACAUUGCUAAAGACAGAACGGCUCAUUUACUGAAGAAGAGGGGCAGUGUGUCUUCUUUAAGUAGCCAUGAGUUCUGGCGGAAAGAGCCUCGUGGGCGCACCAAAGACUCUCUGAGUACAGUGUCUUAUAUGGAUGAACCUAGCCAGCAUGAAGAUGCCUCUCACCUCGCAGUUCAGAUGGAAAACACCUACCAACUGGGUCCUACCAAACAUUUUCCUGUUGUCAUUGUCAAUCAUAUUCUGAAAGAUGUGUUAACUAACUACCUACAAGAAGAAAAAUAUGAACCAGAGCUCUGUAGACAGAUGACUAAAACGAUUUCUGAGGUUAUUAAAGCCCAGGUCAAGGACUUGAUGAUUCCACGAUAUAAGCUAAUUGUGAUGGUUCACAUUGGACAACUGACUGGCCAGAGCAUACUGAUUGGAAGCAGAUGCCUCUGGGAUCCUAAAAAUGAUACCUUUGCAUCUUACAUUUUCAGAAAUUCUUCUCUGUUUGCUCUUGCAAAUGUCUACACAGUUUACUUUGAGUGACUGAAAACAAGAAAUCUAGUUCAUACUUUUUAAAUCAAGAAAUAGGCUGUAUCUUUGUACACAAGUUUCACUGCCCAGACGUUUGAGAAAGACACAACACGAAUAUUUCAAACAAUUGGAAGUUUGGGGACUUUUUCAUACUCUUGUAAGUAUGAAAGAGUAUACUUACUCUUUGGAGGAGAG